UAAAUAUAUAUAAAUAUAUAUAAUAUAAAUUGAUCUCAUUUAUUUACACAUAUUAUUCUUUAAAACUAAAUGAAUCAGUGCAUAUUAACAUACUCAAUUGUAUUAUAAUAGGUAGUCACAUUAAUGUACCUCUAAUUCAUAGUUGUCAUGUAAUGUAUCAUCAAUUGACAACAAGAAAACUGUAACUAUCAACUUAUUUGAAUGUCAAUUUAAACGAUACUCAUUCAACGAGACCUGAAACCGGAACCUUGGACGUACACACCUACACACACAGACACACACACAAACACUCGUCUUCAACAUUUUAUAUUUGCAUACAGAAGAAAAAACAAUCAUAGACAAAAUUGAGCAUUGAAUAUAUAUUCUACAAGUGUGCAUCAAAUUUAACAAUUUCAAUGUCUGGUGAUACAGAGGCUACAUUCAUUUUAUCUUUAGAUGAUGAUGAUGACGAUGAUGAUGAUAUCUCAACAGCAUCGCAUCGAACGUCAAACAAACCAGACACAACAACAGAUCAUUCCACACAGGAUACCAUAGUGGAAUUUUCUAUUUCAAUCAAUGAUGAUAACGCUGAAUUGAAAGUUGAUGGAGAUUCAAUGUCAUUGGAAGAACAGUUAGCUUGGUGUGUGUUCGUUGCACAAUUACAGACUUACUGGGAGUUGAAACUAAGAAUAUUAAGUCCUCGAUGUAUUUUGUUCGGAUCUAAAUUAAACAAACUUAAAGUUUUAGUCGUGAUUGUCAUAGUAAUUUUAAAACUAUUUUUGCCAUAA
Schistosoma turkestanicum is the source of this 767-nucleotide messenger RNA. NCBI's taxonomy places the organism in Eukaryota, Metazoa, Platyhelminthes, Trematoda, Strigeidida, Schistosomatidae. The record is from the annotation of a GenBank genome assembly.